UUUUGAAAGUAUUUUGUUUUCGUACCGAAUGGCGCUUUCGUUUCUUUCGCAAAGUUCCGGCCUCUUGGAUUUACAAAGCAUAUUUGAUCCACAAUAUUCAUUGCAACAACAACAACAACAACAACUACAUUUACCAUCACAACAACAACAACAAUCAUCACGCACAUCAGCGAAAUUUGAUUUAAGCAUUUUCAACGAUUUCGACCAAAUGGAAUUCAACAACAAUUUAAAUCGAAACCAUAAUCAAUAUCAGAAUAAUAAUAAUAAUAAUACUAAUAACCACAAUACCACCAACAACAACACCAUACAUACGCACCAGACAAACGGUGAAAAUCUUAAUCAGAUCCAAAAUCGUCAUUUUAUCAGCGGCUAUCAUCAUCAGCAUAUUGGAUCGGAUUAUGAGCAAGUAAUUAACUUUGUUGAUUCACCACCGAAUUCAGAGGAAUCUUGGACAGACGCACAGUCCAAGGAAUCACCAGGACCCCAAAUAAUCGACGUUAGGACAAUUUACUCCAACAGUGGUUCACGCAAAAGACGAAUGGAUUGGGACUCAUUAGAUAUCGGUCAAAGUGAAAAUUCGCCGACAACCCCAACUGGCGAUUUACCCCAUAAAGUGGCACAUCACGAGAAAGAUAAACACAAGCGUGAAAAGCACUCAGGUCGCAGCAGCUGGAGCGACGAAAUAGGCUUCGAUCUGAACGCAGAGUUUAAUAGCAACUCGUAUUUGAACAAUGAGAACUUUUUAUCGUUCUCCCCGAGCCUGACGGCACUGAAACAGGAGCCGCAAACGGAGCAGCUCAAGCCAAAUCCAAAGGAAAGCAGCAACUCUGCUGCCGUGGUUAAUAUUGGCAAGAUUGAUAAAUCGCCAUUGGGUGACGCCAAUCAUUCACCACGUGGAGGGCAAUCGCAGGAGCCAGCAAGUGGCAACAAGAAUGAGUUGAACCCGGGCAACAUUUGUGGCUGUGGCUCGCCGCAAGGCUCGCCCGCCGCAGCGGACUUUGAACUGAAUGGCAAUGCCAAUGGAAGUGCAGUUGACAAAGGCAAAUCUGCAGCUGGCAAUGAGGCCUAUGCACAGGCGACACGCUCUGGAUUGCAGCAACAACUGAGCGUUGUCGAGGAGGCCAAAAUAGAGCCGAGCUCAUCUGGCGGUGCAGCCCAUGCUGAGGAUCACAAAUUUCAGUACAUUUUGGCAGCGGCCACCUCAAUUGCGACUAAGAACAAUGAGGAGACUUUGACCUAUCUGAAUCAGGGUCAAAGCUAUGAGAUCAAAUUGAAGAAAAUUGGAGAUUUAUCUUUCUAUCGUGAUAAGAUUUUGAAGAGCGUUAUCAAAAUCUGUUUCCAUGAGCGUCGAUUGCAGUUUAUGGAACGGGAGCAGAUGCAACAAUGGCAAGCAUCGCGUCCUGGCGAUCGCAUCAUUGAAGUGGAUGUGCCACUUUCGUACGGUUUGUGCCACGUGUCGCAGCCAUUGAGUUCGAGUUCAUCGAAUACUGUGGAAAUAUUUUGGGAUCCAUUGAAGGAGGUCGGUGUUUACAUCAAGGUCAAUUGCAUAUCAACUGAAUUUACACCAAAGAAGCACGGCGGCGAAAAGGGUGUACCAUUUCGACUACAAAUUGAAACUUAUAUAGAAAAUGCAUCAACAACAGCUAACAGUGGCAACAACAGCAGCUCGAGCAGCAGCAGCAGCAGCAACAGCAACAGCAGCAGCAGUGCCAACGGCAACAACAACAGCAAUACAACAACUAGCAACAACAACAACAACAACAACACAGCAAUCACAUCACCCGGCACACCCGACAAUCGUACGGGCAAUGCCAGCAGCAACAUCGCCGGACUUGCCGCACUCAACGGCAAACAGGCGGUGCAUGCAGCUGCCUGUCAGAUUAAGGUAUUCAAGCUUAAAGGCGCCGAUCGCAAGCAUAAACAAGAUCGCGAAAAGAUCCAAAAGCGUCCACAGUCCGAGCAGGAGAAAUUCCAGCCAAGCUACGAGUGCACCAUUAUGAAUGAUAUAUCAUUGGAUUUGAUAACGCCAACCACUACAACUACCGGUUGCUACAGUCCCGAAUAUAUGAAAUUGUGGCCAAAUUCGCCAGUUCAUAUACCAAAAUAUGAUGGGAUGCUACCGUUUACAAGCAGCGCAUCACCAGGGACCAGCAGCAGUCCAAUUGCCAUCAAUUCAGUGACAUCAACAAAUUCGCCAACAUUGAAACUAAUGGAUACCACAAAUAUGGUAUCGCCGCCGCAUGUGCCAGCGGAUAUGGAUGAUUAUAAUCAGAACAUAAUGCCGGAAUCAACGCCCGCACAAGUGACACAAUGGCUGACCAAUCAUCGUCUGACGGCCUACCUCACCACAUUUGCCCACUUCUCCGGCGCUGAUAUUAUGCGCAUGUCGAAGGAGGAUCUAAUACAAAUUUGUGGUCUUGCCGAUGGCAUACGCAUGUAUAAUAUUCUGCGCGCCAAAACCAUUGCACCUCGUCUGACGCUCUAUGCCAGCAUGGAUGGAUGCAGCUACAAUGCCAUCUACUUGCUCUCCAACACGGCAAAGGAGUUGCAGCAGAAGCUCUUCAAGAUGCCUGGAUUUUAUGAGUUCAUGGCCAAGGGCGGCUCAGCUGGCGCAUUGGAGAAUGGCGGCUGUGUGACAGCUGCUGCUGCUGCUGCAGCACUCUACAACAAUUGGAGCAUGCAUUCAAAGUACUCAGGCAGCGGCUCGAACAUAUUCAACGAGGUCAACAAGAGUUGCGUAUUUAUUUCGGGACCCUCGGGCAUACUUGUUAGCGUUACCGAUGAGGUGCUCAACAAUGAGAUCAAGGAUGGCAGUCUCUAUGCUCUGGAUGUGCAGGCUGGCAAAGUUGUAUUGAAAUUGAUUAAUAAGCAGGAUAACAAUUGAAUGUUAUGAAACGAAACCAUCUUCUAGUUGUAGAAUUGCUUUUGUUGAAAUGCCUAAAGAUAGUGAAAAACAUAAAUGAAAAGUAUAGUUUUUAGCAUUUAUCAUUGAACUAACUAUCCAAUUUUACGAAUAACACACACGUAUUACAAUUACAAGCACAUCAGUUAUAUAUAUAUAGAUCUAUAUACUAUAUAUACACAUUUCUAUGUAAGUUUCAAUUUGUAUGAGAUUUCGCGCAGCAAUUUUGAACAAGUAAUAACAGAAAAACCCCCCCAUUAUUAAUGUUGUAGUAUACAAUAGUAUAAUUUCGAUAUCCCUUAAAUUUUUAGUUCUUCCCCAUUUGAUUAUAUAUUAUCAUUUAAUAGUUAUUUCAUUUUCCAUCUCCGAUUCGCUUUCAUUUUGAACUUUGUUUUUAUAUAAUGCUACAUGUUUUUAUAUAUCUAAGUUUUUAUCAUUUUAUUUUUUAACUUCACACACCUACGUAAAUAACAUUUGUUUAUUAUAUUAUAUUAUACCACAUAAAUAUAGCAAAAAGAUAUUUGUAUGAAGCAGUUGCAAAACAUUUGAAGUAGAAAAAUCCAAACAAAAAACUACAAAAUCACAAAAAAAAAAUAAUAAAAAUAUAAAAAAACUAUAUAUUUAGCAUAUGCAUAUUACAAAAAAAAAAAACCCAGCAACAAAUUAUAUUUACCACAUUUAAAGUACAGUGCCACGAUAAAUCGAACAUUUAACAACAAUUGUCGGAUGUCAGCUAACAACCAAACAACGUCUAUUGUUUUUACUUAUCCAGCUUAUACAUAGUAUGUGAUAGAAGCAAUAAAGUGUUAUCCAAGAGUGGACUGUCAAAAAAAGAAAAAA
Molecule: messenger RNA, 3742 nt
Organism: Drosophila innubila
Lineage: Eukaryota; Metazoa; Arthropoda; Insecta; Diptera; Drosophilidae
Gene: gem
Product: upstream-binding protein 1
Exons: 13
Coding region: 29-2884 (951 amino acids)
Biological process (GO): regulation of transcription by RNA polymerase II
Cellular component (GO): nucleus
Molecular function (GO): RNA polymerase II cis-regulatory region sequence-specific DNA binding; DNA-binding transcription activator activity, RNA polymerase II-specific
Source: RefSeq, a predicted model, not a curated record